Molecule: messenger RNA, 2575 nt
Organism: Mugil cephalus (flathead mullet)
Lineage: Eukaryota; Metazoa; Chordata; Actinopteri; Mugiliformes; Mugilidae
Exons: 2
Coding region: 494-1591 (365 amino acids)
Biological process (GO): G protein-coupled receptor signaling pathway
Cellular component (GO): membrane
Molecular function (GO): G protein-coupled receptor activity
Source: RefSeq, a predicted model, not a curated record
UGGUUCACGACACAUAAAAAACAGGUAACUGCAAAAACAAGACAUUGUGGAAAAAUUAAAGGAAAUGAAGGUCGAUAAAAAAUGCUACCACACACAGUUUUUUGUGACUAUUGUUUAAAUACAAAUAUAUACGUAUAUGAUUUGUGAUAGAAUGUAUAAUAGAAUAAUGUGGGUGAAUGAUUUUGGAAGCAGCUGUGAAAGCCCAGUGAAUAAAGGGUUUAGAGGGCGGACUCCUGCAGCAGCCACUAAUUGCUCCAGGUGUGAUGCUGAUUGUUGAGGUACUAGUAAAAAAAAAAAAAAAAAGAAAGAAAAAAAGAAAGAAAAAAGAAGAAGGAAGAAAGAAAGAAACCUGUGGCGCUGACCUCUACUGUAACUCCAUAUCUCUGCUCUUUCUUUUGAUUUAUUUAAGUGUCGCUCAACAAAAAAUUUCUUUCUUUCUUUCUUGCCUUACGGGACCUAUGAUUUGGGAACACGUACACCACUGCGAAGAACAAUGUCUACAAGUCUUAACCUCUCAGCUUCUGACGACUCCAACCUGUCAGAUAUCCACCCGGAGAGGCUACAGGAGCUCUCCCACCGCUCCGUCAAAGUGGGCAUAAUUAUCGUUCUGGGAGUGAUGAUCACUUUGGGCAAUGUUGCAGUUCUCAUGGUUAUUACUUCGUCUGUGGCAGGUUGGUCGAGAAACUCUCGGUACUUCCUCCUGUCUCUCACCGCCGCAGACUCUGCGUUUGGACUGCUGGUCAUGCCCUUGAAUCUCUGGGUGAGUCUGCUGAAGGACUACACCGAAGGGCCAGAUGCUCUUUGUCAUGUCGUGGCCUUUUGCAACGCCACCGUCUACUCCACCUGCAUGUACACCCUGGCCACUAUAAGCCUGGAGAGGUACAUUGCAGUGUUUUACCCGCUCCAGUACUCCUCUCUGUUGACUAGAAAAAGAACGUUGCUCCUGAUUGCUUUCGCCUGGUGUUUCCCUCCCUUAAUCCUGUCGCCGAUAUCAUUCCCGGACGGCAUUAUCGAGGUUCACUUUUCUACCGCAUCACUGGUCUGCAAUCCAUCAUACUCUACAAAUGCUGGGUACUCCCUAAGCUUGACGUGUUUUAUAUUCUUCCCUUGCUCCAUCGUCAUGACAUAUGCCAACCUGAGAGUGUGGUGCGCAGCCAAAAGGCAGAGGCUGCAACUGCGCAAAUACGACGGUGCGCGCCGCAGCAGGCACAAUGUGGCAUCCAGAGUGCUUGUGCCUAUGAUGGCAGCCUACUACACCUGCUGGACACCAUGCAUGGCAGCUAUGAUCUACAAUGCAGUAUCAGGUAGCAGCGCGCCAGAGUGGAUUGAGUUUGUGGUGGUAUGGCUGCCGACUUCCAAUGGUUUCCUCAACUGCAUCUUCUAUUUCUGGAUAAACCGAAGCUUUCGCAGGAAAUUCCGCCUAGUCCUCCAGAAGAUUGCUCUUUCUCUCUGUCCUGAAUUGGCUGACACACUUGGAUGCUGCAGUGUUUCAAAGACACAGUUUGUGUCAGGAAUUCUGGAUAAUAACAACAGUGUCCAUGAGCGCUCUUCCAGUGUGUCCUCCACCUGCACCCUGCUGAGUUUGGCUUAGGGCCUUUGGAUCUGAAGAGCACCACUGGCAUGCUUGGUCAGUGACCUCUGUAUUUUGUGACUGGGCUGCACAACUGAAGCCAUGUUGUUGACAUACCCUGACUGAAGGUAUGAAGUGUAAGAGACAGAGUAAUGGGUCACACUGGUUGCAAUGCAAAUGGUUUGAUACUCGGGCAAGCUAAGACGGCAUGUAUUUAAAAUAACCACUGUACAGUACAUCAUUAUAAUUUAUAUCGAUUGUUGUGUAAUUGUAUGUUUUGUUAUUUUUUAUUUUUAUUUUUAUCAAAUUUCAAUCUAAACACAGGGUUAGAUAAUAAUUUAUAAGUUAUUUGGAUUUUUUUUUUUUUUUACUCACUUGAUUUCAUACACUGCUUCCAACAUUUGAUUUACCUCCUCUUAAAAAAAAAGAAAAAAAAAAGAAAACCUUUUAGUUGUUUUAUAGUUAGUCGUAAACCUUGUCUUUGCUCCGGAAGUGUCGACCAGUAUCCUGCAUGCAGCAAUGUCAUCAGCCUUUUAAUAGUGUAGCCUAUUUAGACCUUUAGCUUGGGGUUAACGUAUUUCAAACAUUUGAGGUCUGACGAUUUGUUCAUCUAAAGAAACCGAUAUUUAUUCCUUUUCAUUUCUGAACAUCACUAUCCGAUUAAAAGGACUUUGAACAGCUGAGGCCAUCUGAAACCACUUCGAUUUAAACAUUGCGUCAAAGACCUUGGCAUAUAACAGCUACGAGCAGUUAACCUUUAAGUCACAGCCUUUCAGUGCAUGCAGAGGAAAAGUAAUUAAGCAUUUCCACUGUAGAAAGGUCACCACAUUUGUGCUGGGAAGAGAUAACUUGGAUAACUUCUGCUUGUUUAUUUUGAGAUAUUAAGCCCAAGAUUUUCAAUAUCUUUACCUUCAGUAUGGAUUCAACUUGGUAAUGAACAUUGUAAUUUUUCUCUGUCUUGGUUUGUUUACAUUUAAAGUUGAUCCAAGAGUGUAAUCCCCCCAC